This is a messenger RNA of Anopheles stephensi (Asian malaria mosquito), 11823 nucleotides long. RefSeq names its product cubilin homolog. Gene Ontology annotation, molecular function: calcium ion binding. NCBI's taxonomy places the organism in Eukaryota, Metazoa, Arthropoda, Insecta, Diptera, Culicidae. The record is from RefSeq and is a predicted model, not a curated record.
GCAGGAAGUGAUCGGAACAAAUAAAGCCCCUCUAGCAGUGAAGUGAACUAAAGUGUACAAGUGAAGUGUUCUGGUGAAGUGAAAAUGGUUCAGUGUUGCUGAAAGUGUGACGAUUGUUAGUGCAAUGGGGUUUAAUAAAUCGAGCACCCUUGCACUAUACGUGCUGUUGUGCUGGGUGUUUUGUUCUGUCGCCGGUGGAUUUGAGGAUCAAGCCAAAAUACUCGCCACCAAUGGGCACAUUAUCAUUGAGUCGGCGCAAGAUCGCAACAUCACCUUCUACAUGAAGGGUAGCGGCCAUUUAAACAUCGGCGGCCUGAGUGUGGAGCAGGUGCUGCGGACAUUGUCCAAAAUGAUGAUCGAAGGUCGAUCAUCGCCCGACAGUCAAACGUUUCUGCCCGGUGGCAGUGUGGCCGAUCAGGUACAACUGCUGGCCACCUACGUGAGCGGUCCGUUCGGGUUGAUCAAGCGAGUUGAAACUCUCGAGCAGGAAUCCUCAACACGCAACACCACCCAGAUGCAUCCGCGCAUCGGUGCGCUGGUACGUCGCGUCCGGAACGUCGAGACGAAGCUGGCAGCACUGUUGACAACGCUGCAAGCGAACCGGUGCGCCAGUGGACCGUGCCAGAACGGUGGCACCUGCAUCGCCCAGUACGAUUCGUUUAUGUGCCUGUGUCCGAGCAACUGGGAGGGCCAAACGUGCACGACGGACGUGAACGAAUGUUCCCUGUUUGCCGGUACCGAUCUUGGUUGUCAGAAUGGAGCGACGUGCAAGAACGUGCACGGUGGCUACAACUGUAUGUGUGCGGAUGGAUGGCGCGGCAUACACUGUAACACCCGGUCGCAGGAUUGUUCCACGGCUGGGGCCGACCUGUGUGGCCAGGGAACGUGUGUGCAGGCAAAGGAUGGCUAUCGGUGUAUCUGCGAUCAGGGCUGGAAGACGAACGGGUUAACGCCGGCCUGUUCGCAGGACGUGGAUGAGUGUAGCGAAUCGAAGCCACACUGCUCGAAGGACCCGGAGGUAAGCUGUAUCAAUCUGCCGGGAUCGUUUGUGUGUGGCCCGUGUCCGGCUGGUUACACCGGCAAUGGGUUCUACUGCGUUGAUAUUGACGAGUGUGAGACGAACAAUGGUGGCUGCAGUACAUCGCCCUCGGUGCCAUGCAUCAACACGAGAGGAUCGUAUCGUUGCGGCAAUUGUCCAGCGGGAUAUACUGGGGAUGGGCGGACUUGUCUGGCGCAAGGUAACCGAUGCACACAGGGGCUUUGUCAUCCGAUGGCUCGCUGCGUGGAUUACGGAAGUGCCGUCCCGAACUGCAUCUGUCUACCGGGAUACACAGGAUCCGGGUUUGGACCUAAUGGAUGCUAUCGUUCCUCGAUGAACCCGUGCUCCAGUUCGCCUUGUAGGAAUGGUGGCACCUGUGUGAAGAUCGACGCACAAAACUACAGCUGCACUUGCCCACCGGACACGAACCCGCCCAACUGCAUGCGCACCACCUCACCGUGCGAUUCGAAUCCCUGUCAGAAUGGGGCCACUUGCGUUGCUGGUUGGGGCAACAGUGGAAGGUUCGGGUGCCGUUGUGCACCGGGCUACACGGGACUGCGCUGUCAAACGUUAACACGCACGUGCGGUGGCAUCCGGUACCAGCUGAACGGUACGCUACGCUAUCCGGAGUUUAACGGCACGUACAACCACAAUGCACGGUGCGCCUGGUUGAUCAAAACGAACGACACGCAGGUGUUGGACGUAACCUUCACGCAGUUCGAUUUGGAGAAUCCGGUCAGCACGGGCGAGUGCAAGUACGAUUGGUUGCAGAUACACGACGGCCGUACCUCAGCGGCUCAGAUCAUUGGACGGUUCUGCGGCAGCGAGCUGCCCCGUGGUGGUAACUUCCAAUCCACUCACAACAUGCUGUACCUCUGGUUCCGUUCCGACAACUCCACCGCACACGAUGGGUUCGAGUUGCAGUGGAAAAGUGUUGCGCCUGUGUGCGGUGGUACGAUAGCGGUCACUAGCCACGGUAUCAUCACCUCUCCCGGAACGCCCGGUAACUAUCCACCGAACCGGGACUGUAAGUGGUUCCUGCAGGCACCGCAGGGCCGUCGCAUCCAGUUCACCUUCUUCACGAUGAUGAUCGAGGUGCACGAAAACUGUAACUUCGACUUUGUGCAGAUCUCCGAAGGCGUGACGGACGAGGGUACGGUGCUGGCCAAAUACUGCAACACAACCCAUCCACCGCCGCUGAUUACGCCCAGCCACGAGGCGACCGUGUACUUCCACAGCGACGAAAGUGGGAACGAUGCCGGGUUCCAGAUUAGCUACGCCGUCGUGGAAGGUGUCCCUGGAUGUGGGGGGACGUACACGCAGCGCGAGGGUGCCAUUAGCUCACCGCUGUCGCAAACCGAUAACGUUUAUCCGAACAAUCUGAACUGUGAGUACCUGAUCAAGCUUCCGAUUGGUAGCCGGGUGGAGAUCCGGUUCAGCAAGUUCCAUCUCGAGCAAAGCGAGGGCUGCAAGUUUGACUAUCUGGAGAUCUUUGACGGCAGCAGUACGGAGGACGCGUCGCUCGGCAAGUUCUGUGGCGAUCGGAUGCCACCGACAUUCACCUCGACCGGGCACGCACUGUUGCUCAAGUUCCACACGGACUGGUCGGCACCGAAUCCUGGGUUCAGCCUCCUGUACAAGAUCAAGUGUGGUGGUACGUUUACCGAUCCGGGUGUAGAAAUUAUGUCACCCUCGUAUCCGCAGAUGUACCAAGCUGAUCAGCUGUGUGACUACGUGAUCCAGGCACCGCUAGGGAAGGCGAUCUCGUUCGACUUCCAGGACUUUGACAUCGAGAAGAACAGCUUCCCGAGGUGUGAGCUCGAUUAUGUGGAGCUGUACGAUGGGCUGCUGCCAACGAACGAGACACUGCUCGGACGGUACUGCAGCACGAAAGCACCACCGACGACCGUUUCGUCGAAAAACGUGAUGCUGCUGCGAUUUGUCUCGGACGGAUCGGUAGCGGGGCGGGGUUUUAAGGGUAACUUUUCGUUCUUCGACGUUAGCUGUGGUGGUGUGUUGAUGCGCGAGGAUACCAUCAUACGGUCGCCGAUGAUUGCGGAGACGGGAAAGUAUCAGCACGAUGCGCAGUGCGAAUGGAUCAUCGUAGCGCCCGAGGGUCACGCGAUACAGCUGAUGUGGAAUAGCUUCGAGCUGGAGGUGAGCGGACGGUGCGUGUACGAUUACGUGCAGGUGUUUGACAAUUCGUCGAUAGCGAACAGUCUGAUCGGGCGGUACUGUGGGACGGAUAAGCCGCCGGCGAUCACCAGCACGGGCAACAUGGUGACGAUACGGUUUGUGACGGAUUCGUCCUCCUCGAAGGAUGGGUUCAGUUUGGCGUUUAACUUUAUCGACGUGGAGAAAUCUUGCGGUGGAAACUAUUUCGCGACGAGCGGCAUCAUUCGGUCGCCCGGCUGGCCCAAGAACUAUCUCUCCAACAAGGUGUGCGAGUGGGUCAUCACGGUACCGAUGGGGCAACAAAUUACACUGCUAGUUCACUCGUUCCGCAUGGAAAAGCACAAGACGUGCCGGUUCGAUGGGCUCACCAUUCGGAACGGUGGCACACAGCACUCACCCCUCAUAGGGGACUUCUGCGGCGAGGACGACUUUAACGGCACAAUCUCAUUCAGCCACCAGCUGUACCUACGCUUCUACUCGGACAGUUCGCGCAACUAUGCCGGGUUCAUGAUCGAGUGGGAUUCAGCGACGACCGGGUGCGGUGGCGUACUGACGUCUCCGCGCGGUUCCAUCAUCUCCCCCAACUAUCCGCUUCCGUACGGCCAGAACGCUCUCUGCAUAUGGCGCAUCUCGAUGAGCGAAGGGUCCGCCAUACACAUCGUGUUCACCGACUUAGACAUGGAAAACCACAAGGACUGCCAGUACGACUAUCUGGACAUUUACGAUGGUGGUGAUAUGGGUGCGCGAAAGCUGGGUCGCUUCUGCAGCGCCGAAACGGACCCGAUCGUACUGGACACCGAAUCGAACCACGCGCUCAUACGCAUGCGCACGGACGAAUCGAACCAGCGGCGUGGAUUUCAGCUCAAGUACAACAUUCUCUGCCGCCGGAACAUUACCGGGUUCGGGGGGAUCAUCGAAUCGCCCAACUUCCCGUCCGAGUACGCCGCAUCGAUGGACUGCCGGUGGACGAUCAGGGUACCGCCCGGGAACAGGAUCAACCUGGAGUUUUCCCACUUUGACUUUGAGUCGAUCAAUCAACAGGGGCUGGACAAUGCCACCCACCAGCGCUGCCCGUUCGAUUACGUGGAGCUGCAGGAGAUGGGUUCGGGUGAUUUGCCCGUGGUACGCCGGUACUGUGCCAACAAACCGGCCCCGUUCGUUAGCGUGGGACGGUCGAUCGAUCUGAUCUUCCACACGGAUGCGAGCGGCGAACAGAUGGGCUUCCGGGCCGAGUGGUCCAUUAAUGGGUGCGGUGGACUGUUGACGAAACCGUACGGGACGUUCAGCUCACCGAACUACCCGAACCAGUACCCGAAGGAGACGGAGUGCCACUGGACGAUCCGGGCGCCGCCCGGCAAGCGGAUCGAUCUGAUGGUGGAAGACUUUCACAUGGAAACGAACGAUCAGUGCCGGUUCGAUGGGUUGCAGAUUGCGAACGAUGCCAACUUUACGCACCAGGUGACGAAGCUGUGCCACGAGCAGCAGGAACCGGUACAUUUGGUCAGUAGCGGGACGGAGCUGUUUGUGAAGUUUUACAGUGACUCCACCUUCACGUACAAAGGUUUCCGGGCGGUUUACAAAACGAUCGAAUCGCAAUGUGGUGGCAAGAUAACCCUACACCAAGGUUUCAUCAGUUCGCCCAACUAUCCGUUGAACUAUCCGGCGAACGCGUCCUGCUCCUGGUUGAUCAAAACGGACCUUUCGCACACACUGCAGCUGAGCAUCAAAUCGCUAGCGAUCGAACGAUCGGACAACUGCACGAACGAUUCGCUGCGGGUGUACGAUAGCAAUACGGCCGAGCUGGAUCGUUUGCUGUUAACGGCGUGCGGUAGUGAGUCGAACGUAAGCACCGUGUCGUCUACCGGGCACGAGAUGCUGGUCACCUUCCAAUCUAACCACAUCAUCGAGGCGAAAGGAUUCCAGGCUGAGUUUAAGACGAACUGUGGAUCGCGUAUCAAGGUGAAACGGCCCGGUAACAUUCUGCUGAACAAAGCGCACAAAAUGUCCUCGGACAACUGUACCUGGGUGUUGAUUGCGCCGGAACCGACCGAGCGCAUCACCAUCACGAUCGCCCACAUGAGCGUGAUGGAUGUGGAGCGCGAUUGCUUUGCCAGCUUGACAGUGUACGAAGGAGACGGCACGGAUGGCCCGGUACGCUUCGAGGGCUGCGGGCACAAGAUCCCGCCGGCGAUCGUCAGCCGCGGCAAUGCGCUGACGGUGCUGAUCAGCUCGGAAGACGUGCUGCUGAGCAAGAUCGACAAUCUGUACGUGGAGAUCACGUACACCACGCUCGACAAUGCCUGUGGAGGAAGUUUAACAGCUCUGAUGGGCGAGUUUAGCUCACCGAACUAUCCCGACACGUACCCGCUGAACGUGGAGUGCGUUUGGAAGCUGUCCGCUUCGCCGGGAAACAAGAUGACACUAUCCUUCAAGGAGCUAGACAUCGACUCGUCGGAAGACUGUAACGGUGACUAUCUGGAGGUGCGGGAGCGCGAUGAAAAUGGUCCACUGCUGGGUGAUUUCUGUGGCAACCAGCUUCCGUCGAAUCUGUCCGAAGCGAGCAGCUUUUGGGUGAAAUUCCGUUCGAAUGAGGUGGGCGUUGGGAAAGGAUUUUUGGCGGAGUAUUCCUACGACACGCUAAGCGAGAUCACCGGGGCGAGCGGUACGGUCACAUCGCCAAUGUAUCCACGAAGCUAUGCCAGGGCGGACAAUAUCGGGUGGCGCAUUACCGUCGACAUAGGAUCGGUGAUUGCGCUCAACUUUAACCGAUUUGCCAUCGAUCGUCACACGGAGGAUCCGGAGAUGUGCGAUGGUGCGCUGGUGAUAUUCGAUGGGUACGACGAAACGGCCGCUCCUUUGCUGCGAGGCUGCGGAUACAUUAAACCCGACCCGCUAACCUCGACCUCGAACGUCGUGUACAUCGUGCUCGAUCAUUCGGACAUCAUGGAGUCGUCCCUGUUUAUGCUAACCUGGCAGCAGAAAGUCAUCAGCAACGCUCCCAUCUUCCCGGUCGAUCAGGAGAACUUCUGCAACGGGCACGCAACGAUCGUGCUGAACAGCACCGACACCACAUUCAAUCUCAGCUCUCCGGGCUAUCCGAACGGGUACCAGAACGGACUGAACUGUAGCUGGAUCUUCCAGUCCGCUUUGCCCGCGUACCACCCAUUUUUGAGCUUCAGCUUUAUAGAUCUGGAAGAAUCGAGCGACUGCCUAGCAGAUUACGUGGAGGUAUUUAGCUCGUCCGAUCUGGCCACGUGGAAAUCGUUCGGCCGCGUCUGCACUUUCGCGAUCCGCGGGACGUACAAAUUCCACGGCACUCCCUACCUGAAGUUGGAGUUCCGCACGGACUACUUCCAGAACAGGACCGGCUUUACCGGGACGGUGUUUCUGCGGUGCGGUGGCCUACUGACCGAUCCGAACGGAGUGAUCACGCAGCCCGAUUCGUUGCCUACGGUCGAGCCGGGUAUGCCGGUCAAUCGGCUUGAGCGGUUCGAAUCGUGCAGUUGGAACAUUAGCGUACGGGCCGGUCGCACAAUAGAGCUUACCUUCGAAAGGCUUAACAUUACCGUCGAACCGGCGGACCCGAUGGUGCGCAACGGGUAUGUCGCCAUCAUGAACGGAAUUGACGAGCUGUCGCCACUGCUCGGACGGUACAGCGGGACGGAUAUACCGGGCACGAUCAAAACCAGCAGUAACCGGGCGUUCGUACAGUACCGACCGAGCAUCAGGGAACCGAACCUCUUCCGACUGGUUUACCGUGAGGUAAGCAUCGAAUGUGGCGGUAAUGUGGUGCUGAGCGCACAGCUGAACUCCACCGAUAUCGUGACCCCGAACUAUCCGGAGAUACCGCCAGCCUACAGCGAAUGCUUCUGGCAGGUGUUGGCACCGGCCGGUCAACUGCUGUGGGUGCAGGUGGUCGGCCAGGUGCUGCUACCGCGCAUGCCCCAGUGCAAAACGGAGUACAUCCAGCUGCGGGAAGGACUUACGUCCAACGCGCCCGAGCUGCUGCAUUCCUGCUCGGGCGAUCUGUCCAAGCGCAUUAUGACCAAAACGAAUGCGCUCUCGGUAAAGUACUUUAACGAUCGCACGGAUCCGAACGGUGGUGUGAAGCUGCGCGUAACGCUGGCCAAAUGUGGUGGCUCGGUUCGAGGUCCUCGCGGUUCCAUAACGUCCAAGAACUAUCCCAUCAUGGGAGGCUAUCCUUCGCCGGCCGUCUGUGAGUACUACCUUCAGGAGGGUAUGUACGGCACGAUGAACCUUUCGUUCGAGGACUUACAUCUGCCGACCAAAGGGAACUGCAGCAGUGAAGAUCAUGUGCGUAUCUUUUCCGUACUGCCCGGGAGAAACAAUACGGAGAUCGAGCUGGGCAAGUUCUGCGGCACUCAGAUGCCGACGGAGCCGAUCGUGAGUGUGGUACCGCACGUGAAGAUCGUGUUUACGGCCACCACCAUGAACACGAUCUACCGUGGCUUUAAGCUGAACUACGCGCUCAACUACAGCCGCUGCACUCAUUCGCUGGUGGCGGAUUCGGGCGAGAUCACCAGCCCCGGGUACGGCGAGGAACUGCAGACGUACUCGUUCUGCGAGUGGCGCAUCACCGUGCCGGCCGGGCGCCGGAUCAAGGUCGAGUUCCUGGAUCUGGACAUACAGGAGAGUGGCGCAUCGUACCUGUGGAUGCAGCGGCUGACACUGUUCGACGGUGUCAGCUACCAGACACGCAUCAAGCUGAUCACGUCGAACGAUAAAUCGGUGCCGAUCUAUUCCAGCGACAAUCGUAUGCUGAUACAGUACCUGUCGCGGAUGCCUACCGGCAAGCGUGGAUUCCGUCUGCGCUACUCCAGUGACGAACCGUCGAUUUGUGACAGCAAUCUGGAUGGAUGGCAGGGCAGCAUUGAGACGCCGGUCAACGAGACCACGGUCGUGUGCACCUACAGGCGGACGCAGCCCACCCUGUCCCGGGAGCCAAACGCCCAACCGAACGUUGGUACGCUUGCGAUGAAUUUCCGCGAGAUCAGGGCCGGUCCGUUUGAGCGCACGUGUGUGGAAGUUUUGCGAGGCCCAACCGUUAUGGGUGGAUCGGGUAUGCUGAAGAAAAUGUGCCUAAAUGCGACAAACGAGAUGGUGCUCUCGCCGUUCCACAACACCAUGAUAAACUUGGUGCAGGGAAUCCCGUUCCCGGGUUUGCUCAGCUUCAAGAUGGACUACCGGGUGCACCAGUGUGGCGGUGUGUACGGAGACAUCGGCAACAUUAGCCGACCGGUAGGCCUGGACCUGUCCGACCGUGAUGGACUGCACUGUGCGUGGUACGUGGCCUACCAGGACCAGACACUGAUCAACAUCGCGUUCGGCCGGUUCCAGAUGCAACUGCCCUGCGACCAAGAGUAUCUGCUCGUGUACAAUGGGCCCGGUCCGAUGUCUCCCCUGCUGGGGCGCUUCUGCAAAGAUUCACCGCCACCGGCCGAACCUAUCGCCACCCAGAAGCAUGUGCUGUUUGUCGAAUAUCAUACGGCACGGGCGAACGCCUCGGAUAAGGUUGGUGACUUUGAGUUGCGGCUAAGCAGCAAGAACUUUGGCUGCGGUGGUACACUGCACCCGAGCACGUCCACCUUCGGAUCACCGCUGAAGGCUGGGAAGUAUCUGCCGCUGCAGGAGUGUGUGUGGUUACUGCAGGCGAAUCCUGGCCAGCACAUUGGGGCUCGGUUCAUCAAUCGCUUCAAUCUGGAGAAGAGCCCGAACUGCACCAAGGAUUACGUGGAGCUGUUCGAUCAGCGACGAAACCGGGAGUGGGUUAGUUUGGGACGCGUCUGCGGCAAGGAUGUGCCGCCGUACUUUAACUCGUCCGGAACUGUGAUGAAGGUUGUGUUCCGGACGGAUGACAGCGGUGAAGCGGACGGGUUCACUAUCAAGUGGGACUCGAAUUGUGGUGGAAUAUUUUACGCGGAGCAGGAAACGAAUGUCAUCGUCAGCCCGAACUAUCCGGCCAAGUACAACAACAUGCAGGUGUGCAACUACACGAUCCUGGCGAACAGUUCCGAUGGCGGUAUCGUCUUCAACUUCCUCGACUUCGAUCUCGAGGAUUCGCUCGUCACGUCGCUCUGUGCCUACGACAAUCUGACCGUGUACCGGAAGCUCGAAUUUGCCGAACCCGUCACCUGGGAAAAGGUUGGCACGUACUGUCGCAAAACGGCCCCAGCCAGGUUCCGGGUGAAGGAUCGGGCCGCGAUCAUAUUCCAAACCGAUCGCUUCAUACAGGCUCGCGGGUUCCGGUUUGAGUAUAGGCUCGACACAUGCGGAGCCAACAUCACCAGCUCGAUGCGCAUCCACAGCCCCGAACAGUUGCCACCCGACGGUACAUACCGGCCCGCGCUAACCUGCCGCUGGUACAUUGACAUUCCGCCGGGGCAGAAGGUGACGGUACGGUUCGAAAUGCUCGAAAUCGAGCAUACCGAAUCGUGCUACUUCGAUACGGUGGAAGUGUUCCGUGGGCUGGAAGCGAACCAAGAUCAUCGGUUGGCGUUGCUGUGCGGUAACCUGACCGGGCAUGCACCGGCCAUCUCCAUCAGCGGCAGCCGGCACGGUAUGAUAUCGUUCAAGACGGAAUCAUUCUCGACGACGCACGGCAAAAUGUCCGCCCUGGUACUGUACACCCCGGACUGUGACAAACAGAUAACGCUGGACGACCGGUCACCCAGCUACCGGCUGAACGUCAUCGGCAGUGGGAACCAGCGCGUCCAGGACUGUCAGUACGUGUUCCAGGCGCCGAACGGCUACACGCUACAGCUAGUGUUUGAUCAAUUCCACGUCGGCUCAUCGCGCAAUGCAUCGUUGGCGAAUUGUACGGAUGAUUUCGUAGAAUUGCGGGACGGUGGUAGCAUAUUUUCGGUACUGAUUGGACGCUUCUGCGGUAAUGAUCCGGUUGCACCCCAGACUAGCUUCGGUUCGACGAUGCACUUGCGCUAUGUAACGGAUUCCGCCCUGCGGGGUACACUGUUCGAUGCGACCGUCCGGAUGGUACCGUCCCUGUGCGGACCAAUGCAUCACAAUCUUACGGGCGGUGCGAUAAUCACGCUAAACACACCGAACUUCGGCGGCAGCAACAAGUAUCCACCGAACACGAAAUGUUUGUGGCUGUUGGAGGCUUCGGCUGGAAAGCAGGUCGAGAUACAGUUCUUGCAACUGGACCUACAGCAGUUCGAUGAGAAUAGCUGGGAGUGUAAGGAUUACAUUGGCAUUCGGGAUGCUUCGCUGAAGUCAGUCAUCUACGAGGGUCUUGGCAAUUCGCUGAUCUUCAACGGUGGAGGCGCUAGCAAGGCCAGCUUCUAUCAUGGCACUCGGUACGCUAACGCCUACCACGUCUACUGCGGCAACAACUACCUACCCAGCACCUACAUAUCGAUCGUGAACCGGGUGUACAUUAGCUUCGAGAGUGACGCCUCGAUCGAGGCGAAAGGCGUCUCGUUGCGUGUGCACGAAAGCAACCUGUGCGCCAAACACUACACCGCACUGCAGGGCCGCAUCGUACAGACGGAGAUGCUCAAGGAUCAGCGCUGUACGAUCACGGUGCAGGUACCGCAGAACUACACGAUUGCGGUCUACUUCAACACGUUCUAUCUGUACAACGUGGACUGUGCGGACCAUGCACUCAAGUUUUACGGUGGCCCCGAAGAGCGGGCCGAUCAGCUGCUGGGCGAGUACUGUCACUUUGCCACACCGAACCCAAUCUUUACCACCGGGAACUAUCUGCGCAUCGUACUGCCCGCAACGGAUCGAGACUUUGUAUCGCUACAGCUAGACGCGACGUACGUGGCCACCGACCAGGGCCAGGGUUGCGGUGGUGAACUGUACAACUACGGUGGUGUGUUCAGCAGUCCCCUGUAUCCGGCCAACAAUCGUACGCGGAUGGAGUGCCUGUGGACGGUAACCGUCCCGAACAAUCUGGUGGUAGCGUUACGGUUCGAUGUGUUCGACCUGGGAAGCAAAUCGUCCUGUGCGACCGAUUAUCUGCAAAUUCUCGAUCGAACGAGCGACGAAUCGAGCGUGGAUGGCGCGAAUAACGAGAAGGACACGGUCGUACGGCAACAUUGCGGUGGAGAUAAACCGGCCAACUACAUUGGCAGCGGUAGCACGGUACGGGUGCGGUACAGGAAGACGCAAAACUUUGCCGGCGUCGGUUGGAUGAUCAAGUUUAUGGGCAUCGAAAAGGGUGCCGGUGUGAAUGAAUACUAGUGGGGGGAGGGGGUGGGGGGGUCCUUAAGGUCAUCGGCAUCAAUUGGGCACUUUCUUUCUUUGUAUCAUUAUAAUGUGUCGCAUUAAAAAAGAAAGGAUUUUUAUUCUUAGCAGUUAAGAAAAAGCUUUUAAAAUAUUGUACGAAAGGGGAAUAGCUUAAAACAUCUUUAAAGUGUUAUGGAUUAUUGCAAAAAUGGUGCAGAAGGGUAAUAACUAUUUAGGAGACUCUUCUUCAUUUACAUCCUACCGAUAAGUUUCCACUGCUUGGAUCAUGCACAGGAUAUAUUUCCAUUAUCGGUUAACUGCUGACUAACGAUAGAUUGCUACGACACUUUUGUUAAAACUGAUCUGUCAUUUAAUAAAAUCCAUAUAUUCACAGCAAA